Strongylocentrotus purpuratus (purple sea urchin) is the source of this 579-nucleotide messenger RNA. Its product is annotated as C-type lectin domain-containing protein 141-like. The coding region runs from base 43 to 276 and encodes 77 amino acids. The record is from RefSeq and is a predicted model, not a curated record. The transcript is spliced from 2 exons. Lineage: Eukaryota; Metazoa; Echinodermata; Echinoidea; Camarodonta; Strongylocentrotidae.
CGACCGUUGUGCAUCUGGCUCGCUGGCGGCUGGUUCUCUACAAUGCCACUACAGUUUGUUUGUUUGGGUUUAUACCGACCUCGUGGAAUCAGCAAAUCAACUAUCGAAGCAUCAGCAGCACUUACAACCAGAUCAACAGCAGUAGCAGCAACAAAAACAACAACCACUACUACCACUACAGUCACCACCAUCACCACCACCACCACAACAUCAAUAGCUGCAGCAGAAAAAGCUGCAGUGAACGACAGUGGACUGCCCAGCAGAAAUAAUGUGUAAGAUUAGCUUUAGAAGAGCUGACAGAUAUUUAAUGCUCUAGCCCUUUUAUGGUUACCUCAUAAUUUUACCAUUAUUUCUAUUAGGCUAAUUAAUGAUAAUUCAAACGGAGUCUAAUUGUGUCAAUCAAUUACCUAUUUGUUUGUUUGAUUUUAUUUCUGCAAACUAGGUACAUAAUAUCUUAUUAACAAAAGUACACAAAUACAUAUAUAACAUAAUCAUAUCAUGAUAUAAAUUGAAGAACUAAUACUUCAACAAGCUCUGCUUUAAGUUAGUUCCUCUUUUCUCGUGCUAUUUCCAUUAUAU